Photinus pyralis (common eastern firefly) is the source of this 1388-nucleotide messenger RNA. RefSeq names its product hyaluronidase-like. Gene Ontology annotation, biological process: defense response; hyaluronan catabolic process; carbohydrate metabolic process. The record is from RefSeq and is a predicted model, not a curated record. Gene Ontology annotation, molecular function: hyalurononglucosaminidase activity. The transcript is spliced from 6 exons. NCBI's taxonomy places the organism in Eukaryota, Metazoa, Arthropoda, Insecta, Coleoptera, Lampyridae. Bases 308 to 1336 code for a protein of 342 amino acids.
AUUUGUCUCAUUCUCAUCUCGGUCAUUCUGCAAGAAGUAUAGCUAGAGAAGGAGAAUGUCAAACGGUAUUGCGCGGGAAAAGCACUUGACUUAUCAAACUGUCCUCGUACUUCGUUCGACCUGUACUUCGAUGACAGGAGGAUUUUGCAGGUGAAAGGGAUCGAAAAACUGAUUAGAUUAAUAACGCAAUGCACCCAUAAAAUGCUACGUGUCUCAAUUAUCCGAAUUAUCUCGCGCUGAUAGUUGAUACGUCGUACGCUGGCCGGUAUAUAAGCAACAGACACCGAGGAAAAAGUCCUCCUAAAAAAUGUUCUUCAAAGUUCUGGUGUUGUUGUUUUAUACUGCGUUGGCGCAAGACAGUCAUGCAAGAAAUGUAAAAGUAAAUCCGUUUAAGACCUUCUGGAAUAUGCCAACAUUCCAAUGCGCUGGUCACAAACUAGGAUUUGAAAAACUUGGAGAGAAAUACAAUAUUCUCCAGAAUAAAAACGACGUAUUUCAGGGCGAUCAAAUGACCAUUCUCUACCACCCAGGGUCGUUUCCCGAAAUCAAAUCGGAUGGAAAUUUAACAAAUGGUGGCGUCCCUCAAGAAGCAAAUCUAACUGAACAUCUUCGACUUUUUGAAGCGACUAUUAACCGUUCAAUUCCCGAUGUUCACUUCGCAGGCAUGGGUAUCAUAGACUUUGAGCACUGGAGACCGGUCUACGAUCAAAAUUUCGGCGCACUCAACAAAUACCGGCAGCUCUCCGAAAAAAUCGAAAAGAAAAGGCAUCCGUCAUGGUCCACGGCACAAAUUAAAGCUGAAGCGAGAAGAAGGUUCGAACUUCAUGGCCGGAAGUUCAUGGAGAGUUCGAUACUUCUAGCGCAAAGGUUGAGGCCAGAUGCUACAUGGGGUUACUACGGAUUUCCACACUGUUUCAAUCACCAGAUGCAGGACACGUGCGGCGCUCACCUCGAGGCCCAAAACGAUAACACAAACUGGUUAUUCUCAGCCAGCGAUACACUAAACCCAUCGCUAUAUGUAUAUGGAGAAGGUAAAGCCACACAAGAUCAGUGGAAAGACUGGCUUAAAGGAAGAGUUAAAGAGGCCCAACGAGUUAGAGACGGAGUAAAAGACGAAAAACGGCGCACUGUCGUGCCGUACUACACACUUCUAGAUCCAAGCAACAAUGAGUUUUUAUCAAAGGAAACCAUAGUGAAUUCCAUAUCUACCCUUCAGGAGCUCAAAAUUGACGGGUGGAUCAUCUGGGCUUCCAGUUCGCACGUAAACUCAAGGCAGAAAUGCGAAGAUCUGUACAAGUUCAUUGAUACCGUUUUAGGGCCAGCUUUGAUCAGAUAAUCUUAGUAUGUUUGAGCAUUGUAAUUAAUAAAUGUCUUUGACUUUCCUUUUA